This is a messenger RNA of Lodderomyces margitis, 1464 nucleotides long. RefSeq lists its product as uncharacterized. The transcript is spliced from 2 exons. The record is from RefSeq and is a predicted model, not a curated record. Gene Ontology annotation, cellular component: membrane; Golgi apparatus; AP-1 adaptor complex. Bases 1 to 1464 code for a protein of 487 amino acids. Gene Ontology annotation, molecular function: alpha-1,2-mannosyltransferase activity; clathrin-cargo adaptor activity. Gene Ontology annotation, biological process: protein O-linked glycosylation; cell wall mannoprotein biosynthetic process; vesicle-mediated transport. Lineage: Eukaryota; Fungi; Ascomycota; Pichiomycetes; Serinales; Debaryomycetaceae.
AUGCUUCGACGUGCUUUUAUCCCCUCGUUGUUGUUCAUUGCAGCUGCAUUCCUUUUCCUGCCAACGAUCUUUUUCAGCAGAAAGGUCAGCCACGACUGCUACCAAUAUGAAGACGACGCCCAAUUCAAAACAUUCUUAAAAACUCACCAUGCCAAUUAUCAAUCAGAAAACUUGUGUGUUUUAAAAGCACCAGCGUGUAACCAUCGUGAGAAUGCCACGUUCUUAAUGUUGGCUCGCAAUCUGGAUUUGUAUCUGGUGUUGGAGACCGUACAAGUGGUUCAGGAUCGAUUCAACGACAAGUUCAAUUACGAUUACACUUUUCUCAAUGACGAACCAUUCUCAUCUGACUUUAUAUACCUUGUCAGUAGUUACAUUCCACGCGGGAAAGUAAACUUUGGAAUCAUACCCAAGGAGUAUUGGUCUUAUCCUAGUCAUAUAAAUACCACCGCUUGUGCUGAAGUUCGAGCAAAAUCGGCGGAUAUUCCGUACGGAGAUUCAGAAAGUUAUCGACACAUGUGUCGUUUCUACUCGGGGUUUUUCUACAAGCAUGGGAUGGUGAGACAAUACCAGUAUUAUUGGAGGAUAGAACCAGAUAUCAAGUUAUAUUGUGAUAUGAACGACGACUUGUUUCGCCUAAUGAGGGAAAAGGAUAAGAAAUAUGGGUUUGCCAUUGCUCUUUUUGAAUAUUCUGAAACCAUACCGACUUUAUGGCCUCAUGUUAUCCAGUAUAUAAAGGACCGAAACUUACAACCUGAGCUAUUGCCCAUGUUUACCAACAAGUUUAAUUGGUACAACUUAUGUCACUUUUGGUCCAACUUUGAAAUUGCUAAUUUGGACGUAUUCAAUGAUCCACGGUACGAGGACUUUUUCCAGUACUUGGAUUCAUUGGGUGGGUUCUAUUACGAAAGAUGGGGUGAUGCGCCUGUCCAUAGCAUGGCAAUAAUGAUAAUGUUGUCGAAAAAGGACCUUUAUUGGUUCGAAGACGUUGGGUACACCCAUCCACCAUACGUUCAGUGUCCUCAGGAUCCAGCGGUACAGGGUAAAACCAGAUUGUCCAAAUGGUACCAAACGAUACCCCAAAAACAAAAGACCAAGAUUGUCCGUGACUUGUCGACAAUAAUAUUGUCAAGAAGGGCUAAAAUGUGCAAUGUUUUAGAAUAUAGGGAUUUGAAAAUCAUCUACCGAAGAUAUGCAUCAUUAUUCUUUGUCAUUGGAAUUGACAAUGAUGACAACGAAUUAAUUGGACUUGAAGUUAUUCAUCGAUUUGUUGAACAAAUGGAUAAAAUGUUUGGUAAUGUAUGUGAGCUAGAUAUAAUAUUUGGAUUUGAAAAAGCGUACCAUGUCUUGGACGAGUUGUUGCUUGAUGGGUAUAUUCAGGAGAGCUCAAAGAAGGAGGUGUUGAGGCGAGUCACUCAGCAGGAUGAGUUGGAGAAUAUGGAUGAAUUUGAAAGGGUGCUUGUCUAG